This is a messenger RNA of Nelumbo nucifera (sacred lotus), 1582 nucleotides long. The record is from RefSeq and is a predicted model, not a curated record. Lineage: Eukaryota; Viridiplantae; Streptophyta; Magnoliopsida; Proteales; Nelumbonaceae.
GCCUUCUUAAUUUGUGGAGACUGGAACAAUAUCAGACUGAUGAUAUUGAACCUCUUGACAACCUCAUGAUCUCACCCAGCCUCAUCUGAAAGCCCAAAAUCCAGUUGGGUUCUGUGCAUUUUGCAUAAAAAAGGCUGACCCAUUUGGCGAUGACAAGACAGAAUUAAAGUUGCGAAAGAUAAAUACAUGUAGUUAGUGAAGGUGUCCGGCUCUACCCUAUUUAAGGGCAUGGAUCUCAUAUUCUCUCUACUUUGUGGAGCAAGUUCAUCUGUGUGUUUGCAUUAAAAGCUGCCUCUUUAUUUAUGACAAAGGCAGAGAAAUAAAGAAGAUUGUAUUUUCAGGUGUGAAAUCUAAUGGCCAACCGAGCAACCCCGGUUCUAUCAAAUUUAAGAACUUGGGCUUUUAUUCUUUUUGUGAGAUGGGUUUCUCUGUUGUCUGCAUAAAAAGCUGGCCCCGCUGAUUAAAAGCCCGAGAGUUAAUGGUGUUAGGAUGUCCAGGUGCUGAACUUUGGUUCUAGCUAUUGAAUAAUAUAGGUUAAUUUUAUGUAGUUACCGGGUUGUGAUCGAUAUAGGGUUCUUGGUGUGGAAGCUGCCUUUUGGUUGAUGGAGAGGGUCAGAGAAAUAAAGGUAUCGUUGGGUUUCCCAGAUGAUUAGGAUAUCUGGUCUUACAGUUUAGAUAUAGCUCUCCGGUUUCCCAUUUAAAAACUCCAAGCUUUGCAUUCUCUUUGUCCAUUUUUUCUUGUUUUUCUUCUCUUCCUCUAGCUACCUACAGUAAUGGAGUCUUCCCAACUCUUUGGAGGUACAGAAGAAUGUAGUAGCAGUGAAUCUGGAUGGACGAUGUAUAUUGCCUCCCCCAUACAUAAUGAUGAUGGCGAUGAUGAUCACCAUGAUUAUGAAGAAGAAGAUGAUGACGGUAACGACGGCAACAGUAGCGACGACGACAACGACAGUGAUGACUCCAUGGCUUCCGAUGCCUCAACUGGUCCCAGUCAUCGUGAACAUCCAUUUGAGCAUGGUGAGGAUGGCCAUGGCGUGGGCAGGUUGGAGCAUGAUCAGGAUGAGGCUGAUGACGAGUACUAUCCACACAAAAGUUCUCACAGAAACAUGAAAAAAGGAGGGGAAAGGAGAGGAACAAGAAAAGAGAAAGAAGACUCCGUGCCAGCAAACAGUGCUACCAGUCAUGUUCAGAAUGGAGCAAAGGUAAGAAAAACUACCUGGUUCAAGAAAGGAAAAUAGAGACAUUUUAUUAAUUUCCUUCUCAGAUUUCCUUUUAGGACUGUAGCAUGUUUCUGGCCAUGAUUGUCAGAUCAGAUGAGCAAAAUAUAGACUAUAAUCUAUGUCUGUGCUCUAUGCUUCCUGUAUAAUAGUUGAAUCUUCAACAGUAUUAGGGUCAGAUAUAUAGCCAAACUUAUGCGUGUCUGGACGAUGCAAACACAAUUCUGAAUGAGUUGGUUUUUUAUUAUUACGUCUCUCUGCAAGUAUCCAAUUUGUAGCUCAAACUGUGGCUUUAAGAAAUCAGAUGUAGAUUCAUCGUAGGCAAUUGAUGAACCAGGAAUAAAAUUUACAUUGUUUUUUACUGAUAU